AGGACACCCCGGGCAGCCCUGCCCCAGCGCCUGUGCACGGCCCGGCGGUGGCUCCGGGGCCGCGGCCUUGGACACCGGCCCACUGGGCUCCGUGUCCUCGGGCCAAGAUGUCACCGAGGCUCUGCGGCCAGCCUGGCAUCCCCGCUCCCGCACAAAGAGCGCGGCGAGCAGCCCGGCGCUGCCAGCGCCCACGGACGGGGCGAGUGCCAGCGCUGCCCGGAGCCCUGUGUGCCGGCCAAGCCGCGGGCAGCCGGGCAGGCUGCGGGGGAGCGGCAGUGCCAGCCCGGGCUCUGCCGGCCAGUGGGCAAGGCUGGGGACAGGCAGCCCCUUCCCACCGCUCCGCGUGGAGACGAUGUGCUGGGCGUGGGCCCUGGGGGAAGCUGGCCCUGGCAGGGGGUGCUGUCUGCCCGGUGCUCGGCCCGUUGCCGGGCCCGGCUGGCCCUGCCUGCCCAGCGGCGGUGGCUGGCAGCCCGUGGGAGCUCGUGUGGGAUGCCCUGGCAAGGCGCUAAGCAGGGGAAUUAGUCUGGCACACGUCUCUGGUCUGUCUCUGUCCCUGAGCCAGCGUGACGGGUGUGACUUUCGGGCUGUGACCCGCGGAUGCGCAGCCCCGUGUGCCCCGCAGCCGUGAGCAGCCAGGGCUGGUGCCUGACCACUGAACACGGAGCUACCUUUGACCCGAGCUCCCCGGCAGCCGGGCUGGUGCCAGGUGCGGGGGAGCACGAGGGGCCUCGGGGCCUGGCAGGACAGGGGUCCAAGGGCACCUCACAGCACCUCUGGACCUUGGCCCCGGCGGGAGGCCCCAGCUGGCCUGAGGGGGCUGGUGCUUUGCCGGGACGCCUGGGCUGGCACAGUGCAGCCGCUGGCCGCCCACGGGCUGCCUGCCCUGCAGCGGUGACCACAGUGCUGGCUGGCCUGUGUCCUGCCCUCCCGCCUGUGCUUCCGCGGGGCGGGCAGGCAGCAGAGGCGCCAGGCAUGGCUCCGGUGUACCUGCCUGCGCCAGGCUGUCCAGCAGCUGCUCGCCCAGCUCCCCAGCACGCCACAAGCUCUGGUCCCUGGUGCCCGAAAUCCGCCUGCCGGGGUCAAAUGCAGGUUCUGUUCCCUGCAGCUGCCCCGCGCGGGACACAGAGGCUGCUCCUGGCAUCCCGCAGCGUGUCCCACGCUCCGGCCGCGCUGGGGCUUCUGUAAUGGGAGCCGGGCCUGGCCGCCCGCCAGCGGCCCUUUGCUCUCUUUAAUUUGAUCUGCCGGGGCCUUUGACUGACACGUGAUUUGCACAGAAUGGGGCCAGGCGGGCGCACCCCGAACGUGCUCCGACACCGACCGGCACGGCUGCUCCAUCCCAGCCAGCCCGCGGUCCCGCGGCCACUUCCUCCGGCAAUGGCGGGAGGUGCUGGGUGGGCGGGGAGGGCAGCGCCCGCUGUGCCCGGGAGCUGUUCCGAGCGGGUGAGCAGGACUGUCCCGCUGCUGCGCUUCCUGCGGCUGGGGAGGAGGGGAAGUUACUCCGGAGGCCUCGCGCAGCAAGGGCACCGGGCAGCCGGAGGUCACGAAUUCACCAGCCUCGUCACGGCCCCGCUGAGCAAACCUGCACUGGUGCUCACUCACUCCUGUGCUGCCGCGGCCUCUCAGAGCGUUUCUCGGAGGAGCAGGCACCGCCGCUUCACCUUGGCGCGCACUGUGAGGCCCCCAGGCCGGGCAGGCGCCUCGGCACUCGUCCUGCUCCCGCAGCCUCCGCUGGGCUGGGCCAGUUUCAUGGUGCCGCUUAGGUCCACCUGCAGACGCAGCAGGAGGCGAAGAUGCGGAUGAUGGGGAUGGCGAUGCAUGUGAUCCGCACUGACGGCUUCCUGGCUCUCUACAACGGGCUCAGCGCCUCGCUGUGCCGGCAGAUGACGUAUUCCUUGACUCGCUUUGGCAUCUACGAGACCGCAAAGAACCACUUGGACCAGGGCAGCAAGGGGCCUCCCCCCUUCUACCAGAAAGUGCUGCUGGGGGCAGUGGGAGGUUUCACUGGUGGGUUGGUGGGGACCCCGGCCGACAUGGUGAACGUCAGGAUGCAGAACGACGUGAAGCAGCCGCCGGCCCAGCGGCGCAACUAUUCUCACGCCCUGGACGGCAUGUACCGCGUCCUCCGGGAAGAGGGCCUGAAGAAACUCUUCUCAGGAGCUACGAUGGCGUCCAGCCGAGGGGCCCUGGUCACCAUAGGGCAGAUCUCCUGUUAUGACCAGACCAAGCAGCUGGUUCUGGCGACUGGGAUCCUGUCAGACAACAUCCUCACUCACUUCCUGGCCAGCGUCAUCGCUGGCGGGUGCGCCACAUUCCUGUGCCAGCCCCUGGACGUGCUCAAGACGCGCCUCAUGAACUCCCAGGGCGAGUACCAAGGUGUCACCCACUGUGCCAUAGAGACUGCCAAGCUCGGGCCCCUCGCCUUCUACAAGGGCUUCGUUCCUGCUGCCAUCCGGCUCAUUCCUCACACUGUCCUCACCUUUAUCUUCCUGGAACAGCUGCGCAAACAUUUUGGGAUGAAAGUGAUCACCUGAGUAGGAGGGACAGGACCCCACCUUGCCCCAGGGGGGUGAGCGUGCGGGUCACCGCUGAGACCCCAGAACCCCUCUUCUGUCUGGGGCCAGCACCGUUCCCCUUGUCCCCACUCCUGUGCCUUGCCAGUGCCUGUGACCAACCAGUCCCAGACUCUCCUUUCCUCUCUCACCCCCGUUCUCAGCAUCUGUUACCUCUGGGAUAUUCUUGGACCUCUUGUUCCCCCUGCACCGUUCGUUUGGGGUUUUUCUGCUGUUUUCCACUGCCCUUCUGGCCGCGAGUCCUGCCCCAGGCUCCCUCAGCCCUGUCCCGUGUGGGCCGCCGGAGCAGGACUGCCCUGUCCCGGGGAGGGAGACCCAUCUGGCCCCGCGGGGCUGGGGGCGAUGUCCGUGCUGUGGCGGGGGCUGUGCCGGGCCGCAGGGGAGACACCGGCUCUGCCCUGGAGCCCUUAGCGCCCCUGGCCCCACGCUCCUCCGCUGGGUCCCUGUUCUGCUUCCCGACCCCCAGACACCCCCUGCUUCCACUUGCCAAACCUCCCCCGUGCCCGCUGGCUGCUGGGCUCUUCAGGGAUCGUGCCUCGUACCAAUGACAGAGCAGGGACCCUGGGGGUGAUGGCAGCGGCCCGGCAGGGCCCCCACCUGCCCCCAGCCCUGCUCCCUCGCCUGCAGGGCGCUGACCCUCCCCAGCCCCAGGGGAGCAUCCGUCCAGCAUCGCCCUGGGCCCCCCCAGCCCCGUCUGCCCGCCGGCCCCCCUCGCCCUGCCCACAGGGGCUGCGGGCACCAGCCCCUCUCCAUGUGCACCCCUGCAUGUGGUGGCUCCGAGGGAUCAAAGAACUGGAAUAUCUGUGACCUUAAUAUACAUUAAACAGUGGAACAAGCA
This is a messenger RNA of Columba livia (rock pigeon), 3408 nucleotides long. It is a transcript of the gene SLC25A10, whose product is annotated as solute carrier family 25 member 10. The record is from RefSeq and is a predicted model, not a curated record. Bases 1791 to 2531 code for a protein of 246 amino acids. Gene Ontology annotation, biological process: succinate transmembrane transport; thiosulfate transport; phosphate ion transmembrane transport. The transcript has 11 exons. Gene Ontology annotation, molecular function: malate transmembrane transporter activity; thiosulfate transmembrane transporter activity; sulfate transmembrane transporter activity. NCBI's taxonomy places the organism in Eukaryota, Metazoa, Chordata, Aves, Columbiformes, Columbidae.